Molecule: messenger RNA, 835 nt
Organism: Vigna unguiculata (cowpea)
Lineage: Eukaryota; Viridiplantae; Streptophyta; Magnoliopsida; Fabales; Fabaceae
Product: lectin 5-like
Molecular function (GO): carbohydrate binding
Source: RefSeq, a predicted model, not a curated record
AACAAACACUACAAUGGCCAACCCUUCAACUCAAAACCCUUUCACUGUUUCCCUUAUGCUCUUAGUGUUUUGCCUCUCGCUAAUCACCACAGCCAAAUCAGACUCUUUUUCUUUCAACCUACCCAGUUUUGAGACAGGUCUCAGAAGCAUACUAGUAGGUGAUGAUGCCAAGACAGUAGAUGGAGUGUUACAACUCACCAACAAGGACACAAGUGGCAAUCCAACUCAACAAAGCGUUGGCCUCGCAGCAUACUUCGGACCACUUCAUCUCUCUGACGCAAAAACUGGAAAACUCGCAGACUUCGACACCGAGUUCUCCUUCGUUGUCAACACACAUGGUGCAUCAUUGCACGGCGAUGGCUUCACCUUCUUUCUUGCAUCAGUCGAUUUUGAGUUCCCAGACAACUCCACUGGCGGCUUCCUCGGACUUUUCAACCAGGAAACAGCAUUCAACACUUCCCUAAACCAAGUGGUUGCUGUUGAGUUUGAUAGCUUCGCAAAUGAAUGGGACCCUAACUUCCCACAGUCCGAUUCUCCUCACAUAGGAAUUGACAUCAAUUCCAUUAGGUCCGUGGCAACUGCGCCGUGGCCACUUGAUAUUCAACAAGGAUCAAUAGGAAAGGCUCGCAUAAGCUAUCAAUCCUCCGCCAAAAUAUUGAGUGUCUCGGUGGCUUAUCCGGAUAGUUCUACGAGUCCGAACACCGCUGUUUUAUCGUAUCCCGUCAAUUUAGGGAGUGUUUUGUCAGAAUGGGUCCUGAUCGGUUUUUCUGGUACCACCGGCGACUUGGUUGAAACUCACGACAUUCUUUCCUGGUCUUUCCAUUCCUUCUUGUAG